GCAUGCAAACAGACAACCUGGAGCUGAAGAAGCUGGUCUACCUGUACCUAAUGAACUAUGCCAAGAGUCAGCCAGAUAUGGCCAUUAUGGCAGUCAACAGCUUUGUCAAGGAUUGUGAAGAUCCAAAUCCCCUGAUCCGUGCUCUGGCAGUCCGUACAAUGGGGUGCAUCCGUGUGGACAAGAUCACGGAGUAUUUGUGUGAGCCUCUCCGGAAGUGUCUGAAAGAUGAAGACCCUUAUGUGCGGAAGACGGCAGCCGUCUGUGUGGCGAAACUGCAUGACAUCAAUGCCCAAAUGGUGGAGGAUCAGGGAUUCCUGGAUUCCUUACGUGACCUGAUUGCAGACUCCAAUCCUAUGGUGGUGGCUAAUGCUGUGGCAGCCUUGUCAGAGAUCAGCGAGUCGCAUCCCAACAGUAACUUGCUGGAUCUGAACCCUCAGAACAUUAACAAGCUACUGACUGCCCUGAACGAGUGCACCGAAUGGGGCCAGAUCUUCAUCUUGGACUGCCUGUCUAACUACAACCCCAAGGACGACCGCGAGGCUCAGAGCAUCUGUGAGCGGGUGACUCCCCGGCUGUCUCACGCCAACUCGGCCGUGGUGCUUUCAGCAGUGAAAGUCUUGAUGAAGUUCCUGGAGCUCUUGCCCAAGGAGUCCGACUAUUACAGUAUGCUGCUGAAGAAACUAGCCCCCCCACUCGUCACGCUGCUCUCUGGAGAGCCUGAAGUUCAGUAUGUUGCCCUGAGGAACAUCAACUUGAUUGUGCAGAAAAGGCCGGAAAUCUUGAAGCAAGAAAUCAAGGUAUUCUUUGUGAAGUACAACGACCCCAUCUACGUCAAACUGGAGAAGCUGGACAUCAUGAUCCGCCUGGCAUCCCAGGCAAACAUUGCCCAGGUCCUGGCGGAACUCAAGGAGUACGCUACCGAGGUGGAUGUUGACUUUGUCCGCAAGGCUGUGCGAGCUAUUGGCCGCUGUGCUAUCAAGGUUGAGCAAUCUGCAGAGCGCUGCGUGAGCACGCUACUCGACCUCAUCCAAACCAAAGUCAACUACGUUGUCCAAGAGGCCAUUGUUGUCAUCAGGGACAUCUUCCGCAAGUAUCCCAACAAGUAUGAGAGCAUCAUUGCCACGCUAUGCGAGAACCUCGACUCCCUGGACGAGCCAGAUGCCAGGGCUGCCAUGAUCUGGAUAGUGGGCGAAUACGCAGAGAGAAUCGACAACGCGGAUGAACUGCUGGAGAGCUUCUUGGAGGGCUUCCAUGAUGAAAGCACCCAGGUGCAGCUCACCCUGCUGACUGCAAUAGUCAAGUUGUUCUUAAAGAAACCCUCAGAAACACAGGAGCUGGUCCAGCAGGUCCUGAGCCUGGCCACGCAGGAUUCGGACAACCCAGACCUGCGGGAUCGUGGCUAUAUCUACUGGCGCCUUCUCUCCACGGACCCCGUGACUGCCAAAGAAGUGGUCUUAUCGGAAAAGCCUCUGAUUUCGGAGGAGACUGACCUGAUCGAGCCGACUCUGCUGGAUGAGCUGAUCUGCCACAUCGGGUCACUGGCGUCUGUGUAUCACAAGCCCCCCAAUGCUUUUGUGGAGGGCAGCCAUGGGAUCCACCGCAAACACUUGCCAAUUCACCAUGGAAGCACCGAUGCAGGCGACAGCCCAGUGGGACCCGCUGCCACGACAAACCUGGAGCAGCCUCAGGUUAUUCCAUCGCAGGGUGAUCUUCUGGGUGACCUUCUGAACCUUGAUCUGGGCCCCCCUGUGAACGUGCCCCAAGUAUCCUCCAUGCAGAUGGGUGCAGUGGACCUCCUGGGAGGAGGGCUGGACAGCUUGAUGGGAGAGGACACUCAAUGGCUUGGCAGUGACCUUGGCGGGGGCAUUGGAGGAAGUCCGGCAGUGGGCCAGACCUUCAUUCCAUCAUCUGUGCCUGCGACUUUUGCUCCUUCGCCCACCCCAGCGGUGGUUAGCAGUGGGCUCAACGACCUGUUUGAACUGUCUUCGGGCAUAGGCAUGGCUCCUGGGGGAUACGUGGCUCCAAAAUCAGUUUGGCUGCCUGCGGUGAAGGCUAAAGGACUGGAGAUCUCAGGAACCUUCACUCAUAGGCAGGGACACAUCUACAUGGAGAUGAACUUCACCAACAAGGCUUUGCAGCACAUGACUGACUUUGCCAUUCAGUUUAAUAAGAACAGCUUUGGAGUCAUCCCCAGCACCCCUCUGGCCAUUCACACUCCGCUGAUGCCAAACCAAAGCAUUGACGUCUCCCUUCCCCUCAACACCUUGGGGCCUGUCAUGAAAAUGGAGCCUCUCAACAAUCUGCAGGUGGCUGUGAAAAACAGCAUCGAUGUCUUCUACUUCAGCUGCCUUAUUCCUCUCAACGUGCUUUUUGUGGAGGAUGGCAAGAUGGAACGCCAGGUCUUCCUUGCCACAUGGAAGGAUAUUCCCAACGAAAACGAGCUCCAGUUCCAGAUAAAGGAGUGUCACCUCAAUGCUGACGCUGUUUCCAGUAAGCUGCAGAACAAUAACGUUUACACCAUUGCCAAGAGGAACGUGGAAGGCCAGGACAUGCUCUACCAGUCUCUGAAGCUCACCAACGGCAUCUGGAUCUUGGCUGAGCUGCGUAUUCAGCCCGGAAACCCAAAUUACACACUGUCCCUGAAGUGCCGGGCUCCUGAAGUGUCCCAGUACGUCUACCAGGUCUACGACAGCAUUUUGAAAAACUAAAGUCGGCUCCACGUCUCACCCCACAAAGGGAGGAGGGGAGGCUCCAGCUACUCCCACUAUCGGUGCAGGCAAAGAACUCUGACUGGAAGCAGCUGUAUUCAUGUGUAGGAUUUCAGUCAAGCGCACCGAGAAACCAAGGUAGCAAUUAGUAUCCACAUGCUAAUAAUAAUCGGGAACAACCGUUUGAUAUUUUUAGCGUCCAUGAAAACUUUGUAACCACUGCUUUGUCCACUCCCCCGUCCCCCGGUGCCACGGUUCUGUCGUUCUUCCUUGUGGGCGUGUCCAUCUCGUGCCAAUGUUUAGCGUUUUCUAAACCGCGCUCGGCGGAGUUGCUCUUUUGUAAUAGAUGGCUCAUUGACGACCCGAAAAAGACAAGUCUCUGUUCAUUAAAACAAGGCCAAGGCAUCCUGGAAACACAAA
Molecule: messenger RNA, 3128 nt
Organism: Pelodiscus sinensis (Chinese soft-shelled turtle)
Lineage: Eukaryota; Metazoa; Chordata; Testudines; Trionychidae
Source: RefSeq, a predicted model, not a curated record